AUGGUGGUGGUGCCGACACGGAGAGGUGACACGGAGGACGCGGGAACGGACGUCGAGCGCUCGGCGCCCGCUGUGGCGGCGGCGAGGACGAGCAGGAGCCACAGCGAGGCGGAGCGCAAGCGGCGGCAGCGCAUCAACGCCCACCUCUCCACGCUGCGCAGCCUGCUCCCGUCGGCUUCCCAGAUGGACAAGGCUGCGUUGCUCGGGGAGGUGGUGCGGCACGUGCGGGAGCUGCGUGGCGACGCCGACGGCGGCGCGGCAGCCGGCGUGGCCAUCCCGGGAGAGAGCGAUGAGGUCGGCGUGGAGGAGGAGCGCUGGGACGACCGGGAGAGCGCCAAGCGCGUCAGGGCGUGGGUGUGCUGCGCCGACCGGCCGGGCCUCAUGUCCGAGCUGGGGCGCGCAGUGCGGUCCGUCAGCGCGAGGGCGGUCCGCGCGGAGAUCGCCACUGUCGGCGGGAGGACGCGGAGCGUCCUGUACCUGGACGUCGGGCAAACCAUCGGCGCGUCCCGGCCGGCAUUGCAGGCGGCGCUCCGUGCCGUGCUGCUCAGCCGGGAGGAUCAGCUGCUCGCCGUGGAGAGCUACAAGACGCAACGCUUCUCGGCGCUCAUCUCCCAAGGUUUAGGAUGA
This is a messenger RNA of Lolium rigidum, 627 nucleotides long. RefSeq names its product transcription factor AIG1-like. Bases 1 to 627 code for a protein of 208 amino acids. Lineage: Eukaryota; Viridiplantae; Streptophyta; Magnoliopsida; Poales; Poaceae. Gene Ontology annotation, molecular function: DNA-binding transcription factor activity; protein dimerization activity. Gene Ontology annotation, biological process: regulation of DNA-templated transcription. The transcript has 2 exons. The record is from RefSeq and is a predicted model, not a curated record.